UAAAAGCUGUCAUGUGGCCAUGGUCGACAUGUUUACAUGUACACGACUCAACAGAUAUUCAGCACGUAAGUCUGUGACGGGCGUAAUAACUAUGUGUUAUCUCUGUGUGUUAUCUUGACCUCACAAACGAGAUUUCUAGACCAUAGACCGACCCUGCUUAAACACAGAACAAUCAAGCGAGUUAGGGCAUUUACAACCGGACAGUUUUGUUAUGUCAACAACCUAGUGUCAUAGCUGUUAUAGCUGGUGUCUAUAAAAACAUUCCAUUUACAUCUGUACCCGAGUCGCUACAGAUUUGGGUCAUCAUGGCCCCUCAACAGGUAUGCGUGGUCGGGGCGGGUGUCAGUGGACUUUCUACAGCCGUGAGUAUACAGCAGGAACUGUCUUCAAAAGUGGUUGUUUCCAUAGUAGCGGACAAAUUCAGUCCGGAAACAACAUCUGAUGGAUCAGGAGGUUUCUGGGGUCCACAUCUUGUAAACCCGGACCAGGCUGAUGAUAUCAAUAAAUGGGGAAACGAAACGUUCGACUACAUUUUCGACCUAUUUCGUUCUGAACAUGGCGGUGAUGUUGGAGCUCAGCUAAUAUCUGGAUAUUGUUUUUCCAACAGUGCUAUACCCUUCGUCGACAAAUGCAUUGGCGUGCGUAAUCUAACAAAGGAGGAAUCAAACAUCCAUCCGGACACUAAGAAUGGACAAACCCUUACCACAGUUAUGAUCGACGUCAAAGCCUACCUGCCAUGGCUUAUGAAAAAAUUUCAGGCAAACGGUGGAAUAGUACUCAAACGAAAGAUAUCGUCCCUGGAUGAGCUAUCUCCUUACUAUGAUGUAAUUGUCAACUGCACUGGCCUUGGAGCACAUUAUCUGCUGGAUGACCACGACCUCCGUCCAGUGAGAGGUCAAGUUUUCAGGGUGCGUGCUCCAUGGAUAAAACACUUUUACGUAGAUAUUGACGAGUCUAAUCCAGAAAACGAGAUUUACAUACUACCGGGUGCACGUGAGGUGGUCUUAGGCGGUACAAGCCAAGUAGGAGACUGGAACACACAAGUGGACAGUGCUGAUCGUGAUCUGAUAUGGAAUGGUUGUUGUAAACUUCUACCCAGCUUGAAGAAAGCCGAGGUUCUUGAAGAAUGGGUUGGUUUGCGGCCACAGAGGACCAGAAUAAGAGUGGAACUGGAUAGGAAACAUACCGGUAGAGAGGGAAAUGCUGCAAUCGUCCACAACUAUGGUCACGGUGGAUCGGGCGUCACACUUCACUGGGGUUGUGCGCAGGAAGCUACACGAUUGGUGGUACGCGCGCUGAAGAAUGCUAUCCCGAAGUCAAAUUUAUAGAAAUGUUAACCGUUAUGAAUAGGAUAACGGUUUGUAGAUACUGCAGAAUAAGCUACUUGAAUAAUUUUUUGAGAUGAGGGUAGUUGUAAAUGAAAAAAAAAAGUGCUGCUUUGUUAUGGCUCCAUUACUCUAAUGGGUAAGAGAUGUGUUACUGUAUUGAAGAUCAUUAUUAACAAAGUGAGUAAACAGACAUCUACCUACCUGUAAAA
This is a messenger RNA of Pecten maximus, 1537 nucleotides long. Its product is annotated as D-aspartate oxidase-like. NCBI's taxonomy places the organism in Eukaryota, Metazoa, Mollusca, Bivalvia, Pectinida, Pectinidae. The record is from RefSeq and is a predicted model, not a curated record. Bases 306 to 1328 code for a protein of 340 amino acids. The transcript has 10 exons. Gene Ontology annotation, molecular function: FAD binding; D-amino-acid oxidase activity.